Ctenopharyngodon idella (grass carp) is the source of this 5359-nucleotide messenger RNA. RefSeq names its product natural killer cell receptor 2B4-like. Lineage: Eukaryota; Metazoa; Chordata; Actinopteri; Cypriniformes; Xenocyprididae. Bases 65 to 1009 code for a protein of 314 amino acids. The transcript is spliced from 6 exons. The record is from RefSeq and is a predicted model, not a curated record.
CCAUCGUUAGAGAAUACUCAGCCAAUACCAAGAUCCAGCGGCUUUGAGUGUUCCCAGUUCAACUAUGGAUCCAGUCAACCAGCUACCAGAUCUUCAACAGGGAGAGCUAUCAAUUGAGGAUUAUGUCCACCAAUUCUGUGUGUUUGGUGAUUCAGUGGCAGUGAUGGAGGGAGAUUAUGUUUUUCUACUCACAAAUGUUACUGAAGUACCUGAAGAUGACGACAUACUGUGGAAAUUUGGCACUGAAAACUCUCUGAUAGCUGAAAUCAGUAGAGCUGCUGGAAUCUUCUCCACAUAUAAUGGCACUGAUGGGAAAUUCAGAGACAGGCUGAAUCUGGACAAUCAAACUGGAUCUCUGACCAUCACAAACACCAGAACUGAACAUGCUGGAGUUUAUAAACUAGAGAUAAACGGAGCGAAACUGACAACAAAAACAUUCAGUGUUUCUGUCUAUGCUCUCAUCACUCCUAACAUAACCAGAGACUCUUCACAAUGUUCUUCAUCAUCAUCAUCAUCAUCAUCAUCAUCAUCACAGCAGAAUUGUUCACUGGUGUGUUCAGCUGUGAAUGUGAGUCAUGUGACUCUCUCCUGGUACAAAGGAAACAGUUUAUUGUCCAGCAUCAGUGUGUCUGAUCUCAGCAUCAGUCUCUCUCUACCUCUGGAGGUGGAAUAUCAGGAUAAAAACACCUACAGCUGUGUGCUGAACAAUCCCAUCAGCCACCAGACUCAACAUCUGGACAUCACUCAACUCUGUCACACAUGUGCAGGUCCUACAGAAGGCUCUGUAUCUCAGACAGUGCUGAUCUCUGCUACUGCUGCUGGAUUUCCGUUGAUUGUAGCUGUAAUUGGGAUCCUCUGGAUCUGCUGGAAACAAAGAAAAACAAACCAAGAAGAUGAAACUGGUGAUGAAGAGAUCACUUACGCUGAACCUAUAUUCUACCAAUGGGAUUCACCUAAACUGAAAGUUAAAGAGGAGGAUCAUGUGGAGCCUAUCAGCAUUAGAAGAUGAUCUUUAAACCUUUUAUAAGUACCAGAUCCAGCUAUAGACUUCUUCACUAUAGGAACCUCUAGGGCCAUGCACAGACAUUUUGAGGGGCAGUGGUCAUGGUUGUGCUAUAGUUGAGUUUUAGGAUUGGUGAAAAGAAUCACCACAAGUAGCACUAAAUCUGGCCCAGAAAAACAGCCAAUUUAGCAUUUUUGUAUUUUACUCUUAAAACCUCAAAACUAGGCUGCGUUUUUAUCUAUAGUAUGUCAUGUUUAAUUUAUCAUAUUGUAGUUUGACCUAUUGUGCAGACAAAUAACUUCUUCAUGAACGUGUGAUGUUUACUGGAAGUCUGUGGUUCGUGUGCGUGUGUGCGUGUGUGUGUGCGCGCGCGUGUGUGUGCGCGCGCGUGUGUGUGUGCGCGCGCGUGUGUGUGCGCGCGCGUGUGUGUCUGAGGUGUGAAUGCGAUUGAGAGGAAAUUCUUGCCAUUAUGAUACUCAUAGGCCCCUUUCACACUUACAGUCUUUACUGGUAAAUUAUCGUACUGUUAAGACAUAAUGUGUGAACAGGGCCCAGUAUGAGAAGCUGUAACAUUACCACUAAAUUACUGGUAAUGUGUGGACGCAGAAUGAGAUUACCGGUAUUGUUACGCCACGUGUGUGUUGAAUGAAGUGCAUGACAGGAAUAGUCCAAGUUAAUAGUAUUUAGUAAACAAAUCCAGAUAAGGGAGAACACAACCACGUAAAACAUAGAUGAGAAUGGACAAGAAACUGAAAGACACAGGGAGUAUAUAGAACAAAUGAGGUAGCUUAUGAGAUAAUGAGAUAAGUGAUAAACAGGGCACAAGUGAAUGACAUAAUUAAUUAGACAGACUGAGGAAAACUAGGUCACGGGGACUGAACCAAAAACGCAAUGAAAACAGAACCCAGCAUAUACAUGUUACAGUACUCCCCAGAUUUAUUAAACUUUGACCUCAGACUCUAAAAUCAAAUUAUUAAUCACACACAUGACAAAUACAAGCAGAUACUCUAACAUUUGCCCAAAUACAUUAAAUUAAACGCAGAUCUGAAUCUGUUGUGUAUUCAGGGACAGACAGAUCCUUUUUAAUCAAAAAAUGUUUUGACAUUUGCAAAUCUUAAAAAACAAAAAACAAAACAAAAACAAAAAAACAUAAGGAGUCUCAUAUUCUCUUCAUUAUAUCAGCUGUAUGUAAUAUUUGUCAUUUUAAUUUGCUUGUGCAAUGGUGUUAGUUCUGCAGUGAUGGUAAAUUAGAGCAACAUGAAGCCACCAGCAGAACAACAGCACCACCACCAAUUAGUUUAAAGCUAAAUGGCACCAUCUGGUGAAUCUUUAUAAUAAUGGCCAAACAUAAUUGGUGUGUAGCAGGACAUUGUUUGCAGAUACAAGUAACUUAUUUAAUUUUUCAUGUUAAUAUUAUGUAAUUCACUCAUUCUUGUUCAUGAGAUGUGAUAGACAUUCUUGCUUUUGUUUAUUUAGCAAAAUUCAUGUCAUUUUCUCUUUAUGUGGGUUAUUUUUCCUUUUCGUCUGAGUAUUGGUUACUAAUAAAGAGUUUCUUGAAUAAACUCAAAGACUCUGUGCCUCUUUAUCAUUUAUCUAAUAUGCUGAUUUUUUUUUUUUUACCGAUGUUGGAGACAGUUGUGCUGCUUAAUAUUUCCGGUUUCUCUGAUGUCUUUACUAUCACUUUUUAUCAAUUCAACACGUCCUUGCUGAAUAAAGUAUUAAUUUCUUUCAAAGAAAGAAAAGGAAAAUUACUGACCCCAAACGUUUGAACAGUAGUGUAUAUUGUUACAAAAGAUUUCUAUUUUAAAUAAAUGCUGUUCUUUUUAAUUUAUUCAUCAAUGAAUCCUGAAAAAAGUAUCACAGGUUAAAAAAAAAAAAUAAAUAAGCAGCACAACUGUUUCCAUCAGUGAUAAUAAAUCAGCAUAUUAGAAUGAUUUCUGAAGGAUCAUGUGACACUGAAGACUGGAGUAAUGAUGCUGAAAAUUCAGCUUUGGACUCAAGUACACACAUCACUUACACAAAGAGAUCAGAGAUCACCCUGCGCGCACACAGAAAAAUUCAGAAGUACAAAAAACGUAUAACCACCAUAGACCGCAAAUAAAAUUGCUUCGCUAUAAAUCACUAUAUUUCUCUGCAAUGAGAAGGUAACAUGUCUGGUUUUUAAGUAAUUAAACUCAAAGCUUCAAUGCUAAUAAAGAAUCACAUGCAUCUGUCUCUCUCUUGAUAAUUAAUUCAAAUAUAUGCUAUAAUUCAUUCAUUCUAUGUCUGAUUCAAAGUGGACAGAAUCUGAACAAACCAUAACUGACAAAAAGAACUGUCAUUUUUACCUUUCCGGUCAAAUAUUGCGCUGUCAAUAUUUGACAUGACAUAGCUUUAAGUCGUCAGAGCUGGCAAAUGGCCAUGGAAUAAAGCGGAAUAAUCCAUGUCUAGCUGUGCAUUAAAUUAUCUGGGUUAACAGAAAUACUGGUAACAUUUUAAAACACUGGGUAAAAACAAUACAAGAUCUUGACCAAAAACAGCACACAUCACAGCAUUCAUUUCCAUCAAGAGGUGCAUCAUUUUUUUUGGUCAAGAUCUUGUACUCACAAUGCAAGACGUUAUUACUCUGUAAAGUCUCCUCCAGCACAUCACAAAGACUUAGACUCGAGGUUAAGGUCAGGACUCGGAGCAGGGGCGGCGUUUCUACAUGGCAGUCGCCAUACCCUAGCGUGAUUUCUACCGACUGAGGGGACUACAGUCUACUGGUGUUUUAUUUAAUGAUACAAAAUGAUCAGAUGUCAGUCUAUGAAGUUUAUCAAUGAUUCAUUAUGGGUAAUCCUUUUUGGACCUGUAUGAUGGUUUUUGAUUCAUUUUACCUCAAGCUGUUCUGCAUAGAGGGGAUAAACCGUGAGAGUUAUUAAAGCAGGAAGAAGCCCUACACCUACACACUAACACACCUGCACUAACACCUCAUGCAUUAGAUGUUUGUCCAUCAACUGAUCACACCCUCUUUGUAAGGAAAUCAAACCACAGCAGAUUUCAGUUUGACAUGCAUGUUUCAUGUUGAGCUGCUCAAAUCACACCUCAGUAACACCCUGAGUGAUAAUUUUACCUGUUUUUUUUUUCUUCCAUUCACUACAACUAAAUGACUGUAAACCAUUUUAAAAUCCAUAAACUUUAUUUACCAUGAAGAUUUAAGGUGAUGAUUAAGGCAACUUUUUGAGCAUAUUGCCAAGUGAUUUCUCUCUGAAAUUUGUCACCUACGAUGGGAAAGUGCCCAAGCAACAUCGCUCGGCAACAUUGUCCAUCAACAUCUUUACACAUUACACUCUUCUUUUACAAAUGUAAUAAAGUUAGACAACUGCCUUUUAAAAACUAUCAAUAUUAAGUGAUAAAAAUGAUGAGUGUUUUUCGCUAUUAAGAACAGUUAAAGUCUUUAAAAGAGCAAGAAGAACUUUUACAUGUAAUUAUAUAAUGUGCAGAGCAUGUGUGUGUUCAUUAGGACAGUCAAACUCUGCCGUGAGAGGAUUCACACCAUAUGUUUUCAGCUGCUUUUUAGAUCAAACACAGAACUAGUAAAGAAAAUGUUUUACGUGCUUCUUUUGUUCUGUUUGUGCAGGAGGAAUGUCACCGGUAAGUUAUGAAAGCAUUUUUACGGCUUCAUUUCUUCAGUUUCAGAACAUCAACUGCUGCCGUUGUUCAUGUUAGGGAUUUGCAUUUGCUUUCCUUCCCAGAUCAGUCAAAUCAAACUGAGGUUUACUUUGCUCAUCUGUCUGUUCAUUUAUGUGAACUUUUAUCUUUUGUGUCUUUGAUGCUGUUCUUAUUUAAAUAUUGCAAACUGAUUUGAGGCUUUCUAAACCGAAAUGAACUGGGAUCAAAAUCUUUUCAUGUUCUUCAGGUGUGUUUGGUGCUGAGACAAAUGAAAUACAGUCAGUGUCAGUAAUGGAGGGAGAUUCUGUCACUUUACAAACUAAUGUUACUGAAAUACAUGAAGAGGACUACAUACUGUGGAGAUUUUUAGCUGAAAAGUCUCUCAUAGCUAAAAUCAGCAAAGAGGCUAAAAUCUCCUCCACGUUUGAUGUUCCUGAUGGGAGAUUCAGAGACAGACUGAAGCUGGACAUUCAAACUGGAUCUCUGACCAUCACAAACAUCACAACUGAACAUGCUGGAGUUUAUCAACUAGAUAUAAGUGGAGCGAAACUGUCAUCAAAAUUAUUUAAUGUUUCUGUCUAUGGUGAGUUGAGACGUCAUUUGUCCUUUAAAUAUCUUAUUUAAUUUUACUGGAACUGACAUUAUACAAUUAUGUAAGAUAUGAGAUGUGAGAUCACAAACACACUCAUUAACUCUCAUUAAAGUUUUACUCAACAUUUUGAAUUA